AAACAUGUGAGGCAUUGAACUAAUUUGUGAAAUUGGAUUAUAGUUAUGGUUUCCUAUGUUUUGCAUUACUGGUGACGCUAUAUGCAUUUUUCUGUCAGCACAGAAUGAACACUAGGAAACAGGAUGAGCAGGAGGAAACACUUUCCUCCUCAUUUACAAACGAUACAAUGCCGUGUUUUGAUAAAUAAUCCUCCGGGUAACGUUUCUGUCAUUCUGAAAUUCAGACACAAGUGGGCGUUACCCGGAAGUUACAGUUUGUCCCAGUGUGCCUGCCGUAGUUCACGUUUUUUAUUUUGAUUCGCCUUCGCUGCUCACCCGACCAGCUGUCACUGAUUGUUUAUCCAAAGAAAAAUCCUGUUUGUGUUUUGUAAUUAAAGUUCCAGUAAACACUUGGCGAUGUCUUCCGGUGGCGGAAUCCAGAUUCCCAGCCGCUUGCCUUUACUAUUAACUCAUGAAGGGGUUCUUUUGCCGGGCUCGACGAUGCGAAUUAGCGUCGACUCUUCGAGAAACAUGCAGCUGGUGAAGAGCAGGCUGCUGAAGGGAACCUCACUGAAGAGCACCAUCAUAGGAGUGAUUCCCAACACCAGAGACCCGGAGCAGGACAGCGACGAGCUCCCCGCUCUACACGGCGUUGGCACGGCAGGCCUGGCAGUCCAGGUAGUGGGCAGUAACUGGCCAAAGCCGCACUACACACUGCUCAUCACGGGUUUGUGCCGCUUCCGUGUGACGCAGCUGCUGAGGGAGAGACCCUUCCCCGUGGCUGUGGUGGAGCAGCUGGACAAGCUGGAGCAGUACACAGAGGGAGAGCAGCUAGAUGGAGAGCUGGGAGAACUUUCUCAGCGGUUCUACCAGGCUGCAGUGCAGUUGGUGGGAAUGCUGGACAUGUCAGUGCCUGUAGUAGCGAAGCUGAGGCGGCUGCUCGACAGUCUGCCCAGAGAAACCCUGCCUGACGUGCUUGCCUCCAUGAUCCGCACCUCCAACACAGAGAAGCUCCAGGUGCUGAAUGCAGUAGACUUGGAAGAGCGAUUUAAGAAGACUCUUCCUAUGCUCACUAGACAGAUUGAGGGCCUUAAACUGCUGCAGAAGACUCGUAAACCCAAACCUGAUGAUGAAAAGAGGGUGUUGGUUAUCCGUAAAGGCGGUGUGCUCCCCGGCCGUCAGUUCUCUCUUGAUGAGGAAGGUGAGGAUGAGGAUGGUGAUGACAUGACUGUGCUGGAGAGGAAGGUGAAUGAAGCAGCAAUGCCUGAGUCUGCUCUACGUGUAUGCCUAAAAGAACUCAAGCGUCUGAAGAAGAUGCCCCAGUCCAUGCCAGAGUAUGCUCUCACCCGCAACUACCUGGAGCUCAUGGUGGAGCUGCCUUGGAGCAAGAGCACCAAGGACUGCCUGGACAUUCGGGCUGCACGGGUGCUUCUGGACAACGAUCACUACGCCCUUGAGAAGCUGAAGAGGCGGGUGCUGGAGUACCUGGCAGUGCGGCAGCUCAAGAGCUCCCUUAAAGGUCCUAUUCUGUGCUUCGUGGGGCCUCCAGGUGUGGGAAAAACCAGCGUGGGCCGCUCCAUCGCUCGCACCCUGGGCAGGGAGUUCCACCGUAUCGCCCUGGGAGGAGUGUGUGACCAGUCAGACAUCCGUGGCCACAGGCGAACCUACGUGGGGAGCAUGCCUGGCCGCAUCAUCAAUGGUCUGAAGACUGUAGGCGUCAACAAUCCUGUAUUUUUAUUGGACGAGGUGGACAAAUUGGGCAAGAGCCUGCAGGGAGACCCCGCUGCUGCCCUGCUGGAGGUUCUGGACCCAGAGCAAAACCACAGUUUUACUGACCACUACCUCAAUGUGGCCUUUGACCUCUCACAAGUCCUCUUCAUCGCCACGGCAAACACCACAGCAACCAUCCCCCCUGCUCUGUUGGACAGAAUGGAGGUGCUGCAUGUGCCAGGAUACACACAGGAGGAGAAAGUGGAAAUCGCUCAUCGGCACCUGAUCCCCCAUCAGCUUGAGCAGCAUGGCCUCACUCCUCAGCAGCUCCAGAUCCCUCAAGACACCACACAGGAGAUCAUCAGCAAGUACACGCGGGAAGCAGGUGUGCGCUCUUUGGAGAGGAAGAUUGGAGCCAUCUGUCGGGCGGUGGCUGUGAAAGUAGCAGAAGGUCAUAAGAUGUCAAGAUCGGAGUCGUCCAGUGAAUCCGGAGCAGGUCAGGAUCGAGCAGGUACAGGACAGGAUUCUGACAUGGCAGCUCCUCCCGAGAUGCCCAUUGUCAUUGAUCACGUUGCCCUCAAAGACAUUUUGGGGCCACAGCUCUUUGAGAUGGAGGUAUCAGAGCGUCUGACUCUGCCCGGUGUGGCUAUAGGCCUGGCCUGGACUCCGCUUGGUGGAGAGAUCAUGUUUGUGGAAGCCAGUCGUAUGGAGGGUGAAGGUCAGCUCACGCUAACCGGCCAGCUGGGUGAUGUCAUGAAGGAGUCAGCACAUCUGGCCAUCAGCUGGCUCCGCAGCAAUGCCAAGAUCUACCAGUUAACAAACAUUGCAGGCUGUGCUGACCCUCUUGAAGGCACUGACAUCCACUUGCACUUCCCAGCGGGUGCAGUCACUAAAGACGGCCCCUCUGCUGGAGUUACUAUCGUAACAUGUCUAGCCUCUCUGUUCAGCGGGCGGCUGGUGCGCUCUGAUGUGGCCAUGACAGGAGAGAUCACUCUGAGAGGCCUGGUGCUGCCGGUGGGUGGCAUUAAGGAUAAAGUCCUGGCAGCUCACCGUGCUGGUCUCAAAAGAAUCAUUCUCCCCAAACGUAACGAAAAGGACCUAGAGGAGAUUCCAGCCCACAUCCGUGCUGAACUGGACUUCGUCCCAGCUAGUUCUUUAGACGAGGUUCUUAACGCUGCCUUUGACGGUGGAUUCCCUACUGCCACCAUAACACACCCACAGGUUAGCAGCAAGCUCUGAAACUGCAAAUACUUUGUCUCUCAUUCACACAUACACACACAAGACAACCUUUCAUGGUUCUUUGAAACUGAAAGCACUAGGGUGAACGUAAGGUUCAGCUCAUGGAGUUCUGAAAAUGUACUUAUUUCUGUUUAAUAAGCCAGUGUGAUAAUCCUAUAAUAAUUACAUUCGAAUAGAAAAAUUAAUGUUUAACAAUGCACCAAUAUUAGAUUUGUUACAGUGAAGUAUUUCAUGCCAUGAACAUGGUUCCUGCAUGUGAACACAGGACACAGAAUGUCUUAGUUGUCUGUCAUUUCUGAUACUUUGGUAGCAGAAGCUUUCAGAGAGUCACUCUCUUACUGUACCAGCUGAUACUCAGAGCUCUGAUAACAUUAUUGUAUCAAAAAAUAAGAUUGCUGCAUCCACACUAAUUUUAUUUUUAUUAAUGAUGUUAAAAUAAAGUACUUCUGUUACUAAUAAGAGAUCCUCUGCUACGUUUGAGGGAACAAGUCACUGAACUGGUUAUAAUUUCUGAUCUAGAGAAAUGUGAUGUCCAGUAGCUUGCUAUUAUAUCACUUAAUGUUUGAAAGGUACUGUGGAGCAGUAGUAAAAACAGUGUAUUACAAUCAUUUAGAAUAUUAAAAAUAAUAAAGACUACUGUGAAUACUA
This is a messenger RNA of Pangasianodon hypophthalmus (striped catfish), 3576 nucleotides long. It is a transcript of the gene lonp2, whose product is annotated as lon peptidase 2, peroxisomal. Gene Ontology annotation, biological process: protein targeting to peroxisome; protein processing; protein quality control for misfolded or incompletely synthesized proteins. The record is from RefSeq and is a predicted model, not a curated record. The coding region runs from base 397 to 2928 and encodes 843 amino acids. Gene Ontology annotation, cellular component: peroxisomal matrix. NCBI's taxonomy places the organism in Eukaryota, Metazoa, Chordata, Actinopteri, Siluriformes, Pangasiidae. The transcript is spliced from 15 exons. Gene Ontology annotation, molecular function: ATP-dependent peptidase activity; serine-type endopeptidase activity; ATP hydrolysis activity.